AUGCGCUUCUUAGUGACACCGGCACUACGCAGUGCUGCGCUCUAUGUCGGCACAACGCUGUUUUGUUCCCUUGUUGGGAAGAUCGUCGUUACACGAUUCUUCUUCGACUAUCCUGUCGUUAUUCUUAUGCUACAAAUGGCUACGACCCUGUUUGUCGUGGAACUUUUGAGAUUUACUCCACUUGUAAUUCUUCUUGGCACAAAUGCUCUGACUCGCCAAGCUCGACUAGACCAUACCCAGCUGAUCGGUGUUGCCGCUAUCUCGUUCACUUCUUUCUUGACAGUGAAUUUUGAACUUUCUUUGGACCAAUAUUCCUUGUUCUAUGGAGUAUUAGCUGCUGUUCUACAGGCUGCUGCCUACAUGCAGUUUGAGUCCCUCUCUCACACUUAUCAGGCAAUGGAAUUGCUUUACAUGCAUUCUUUCAACUCGUUAAUAAUCUUUCUUAUUGCCGAUAUAGUGCAGGAUGAGAUCCGCGAUGCUUUUAUGUACAUGAUGACUUCGGCUCAUCCGCUCUUUGGCGGAGCGUUUGCCAUACUAUUGAUUUCGGGAAUUUUCCUCCAGUAUACAAUGUUUUCUUGUAUUGAGCAAAAUGGAGCGCUAACUACACAAAUCUUGUCGAACGUAAGGGCCGCAUUCCAGAUAUUCGUGGCUUACUUCCUCUCCCUCUAUCUAUUCUACGACGUUUCACCUGGAUUCUUCAACUAUGUGGGCCUCGUCUGCACUUUCGGCGCUGCCUACUAUCUCUACAGUCAGAGAAAUUCGGAUUCGAUGCCUCAGAAGAACGCCUGGGUCAACAAAGCAUAA
Messenger RNA from Cylicocyclus nassatus, 804 nucleotides. The record is from the annotation of a GenBank genome assembly. Lineage: Eukaryota; Metazoa; Nematoda; Chromadorea; Rhabditida; Strongylidae.